AUGAGGCUUCUCAGAGUUCAUACCCUCACAUUUGAAGAGUUUCCGGACACAAGCAGGCGGCCCCCAUAUGUUAUUGCAUCACAUCGAUGGCUCGGCACAGAGAUCACGUAUCAGGACGUAUUGACAAGAACCUACACAUCUAGCGAGGGAUUUAAGAAGGUCGAACGAUUUGCCGACUAUAUCAUCAAGAAUGUUAAAUCAGUGAAACACUUGUGGAUUGACACUUGCUGUAUCAACAAGGAAAAUCUGCCCGAGCUUUCCAGAUCUAUCACAUCAAUGUUCAAAUGGUAUCACGAGGCGCAGCAGUGCCUGGCCUACCUUCACGACGUUCCCAAUUCUGAGGUCUGCACGAACAAGAACCGAGAUCUACGCGCGUUCGAAACGAGUUCAUGGUUUACGAGGGGCUGGACUCUGCAAGAGCUACUUGCGCCUCGCACCGUUGUCUUUCUAACCAAGGACUGGAAAGUGAUCGGACACAAGGGAACAGCAGACACUCGCUUGCGUGAAGACCUGUUUGGUCCUCAGCUUCAUUACCUACUCUCUCAAAUUACCAAGAUUCCGGAGCGAGUGCUAAUUGACUACAGCCACAGCCAACAAUUAAGCGUUGACGAAAGGCUGGAGUGGAUGAACAAAAGGGAAAUCACUAAAGAAGAAGACAUGAUGUAUGCCUUGUUUGGGAUUUUCGACAUAUCGAUUGAGGUAUUGUACGGCGAGGAUACUGCUUUGCAUGAGGAGAUCAUGCGCAAAUUGAUAUCGACGACAAUGUGAGCCAUCCGCAACGAGCAACAUUUGUGGUUGUCUGACUAAUGAAAAUGAAAGGUUCCAAUGGGCAAAGUGCCAGCUAGAUCGAUUAGCUGACGCUGCUGGGGAUGAGGACUUUCCCGCGAUGUUGGACGAGAUGCCCAAAGAUUUGAACAGGAC
This is a messenger RNA of Dissoconium aciculare CBS 342.82, 921 nucleotides long. RefSeq names its product HET-domain-containing protein. Bases 1 to 768 code for a protein of 255 amino acids. NCBI's taxonomy places the organism in Eukaryota, Fungi, Ascomycota, Dothideomycetes, Mycosphaerellales, Dissoconiaceae. The transcript is spliced from 2 exons. The record is from RefSeq and is a predicted model, not a curated record.